Messenger RNA from Lytechinus variegatus (green sea urchin), 3746 nucleotides. RefSeq names its product sia-alpha-2,3-Gal-beta-1,4-GlcNAc-R:alpha 2,8-sialyltransferase-like. Gene Ontology annotation, molecular function: alpha-N-acetylneuraminate alpha-2,8-sialyltransferase activity. Gene Ontology annotation, biological process: oligosaccharide metabolic process; N-glycan processing. The coding region runs from base 537 to 1922 and encodes 461 amino acids. The record is from RefSeq and is a predicted model, not a curated record. NCBI's taxonomy places the organism in Eukaryota, Metazoa, Echinodermata, Echinoidea, Temnopleuroida, Toxopneustidae. The transcript has 9 exons.
UACACGGAAUUAAUCUGUGUCAAUCACACAAACAGGUCUACCAAUCUCAUCUCCGGAUCUUAUCGCAUUUUGGUAUCGCAGUAAAUAGAAUUGCGUCGUUCAUUAUAGAGGAUGUACAUACUCGGAUCAUAUUUGUCAGGAACAAAUCGCAGAAAUAACGGGAAUCUUGUUUGUCUUGGAAGAAUGAUAUAGGUCACUCAUUUCCAUAUUACUCGCCAUGUCAUUCGGCCAACGCGCCCGCGUGAGAGGUAUAGGUGUAAAGCUUGAGAGAUAUCCUACUAUAACAAACUAGCGAGAAGAUGUCCUCACGUUUCCAACUCGACAGAAUCAGCAAGAGAAAGCGGUAUAUUCUAUAACAUCAUUGUAUAGCCGAUACACUUUCAAGGCCCAUUUUCAGCAUUUAUUGAUUCUUAUUGACCACCCUUCCGUGACCUCACUAAACCCACUCUCCCCCUCUAUCUUUCUUUUGUUGGUGACGAAUUUUUGGCGGAACGCUAAAUGUGGAUUCAUACCCAGGAUAGAUCAACCCAGGAGCAAUGCACAGAUAUCAAUACCACCAGUCGCACAGCUCUAGAAGGGGCACUUCCUUGGAGUUUCAUGAUUAUCAUUACGAUGUAGAUUGCUUGACGAGCAUGACGACCCGGAAGGCCCAAAGACUAUUGCUGUGGACAGCCAUUUUAGCGGGCAUUAUGCUCGUGGUCUACAUACCCAUCAUGGUCAGACACGCUCACAGAUCUACAAGACUCGCUCACAGCUCAUGUGGAAGUAAGACCGAAUGCGAUAGGAAAAUUGAGAACGAAAAACGAGAAGCCAUUCGAGCAAAACUGAUGCAACAAUUCGAUGUGAAGAAAUUAAAUGUGAAGGAAAAUAAAACAGAUGAGAUUCAUCUUUUUACCAAAAAAUUAUGGCAUUUUCGACGAGCUGAGGCUGAAAGAGUUUAUCUUUAUCAAAGAAUACUAACAUCUGAAUGGACCGAGAACAGGAAAAACCAACGCAGAAUAAGAUACGAGCUCCGGAAUCACUCUAACAUUGAUGCAGCAAAUUUUGUGAUAUCCCGAUCUACGAAUAGCCCGAACUCCACCUUGGAUUAUUACAUUUUUCCUAAAGCUUUGAGGAAAACCGAUAGUUAUUAUCACUACCACAUGAAUGAUGACCUUUAUGGAAGAUUACCCAAGGUAUCUCCAUUCAAAGAGAAGUUAUACGAUAGAUGCAGUGUAGUAGGUAACAGUGGAAUUCUACUCGACAGUCAAUGCGGAGAGGAUAUAGAUAAAUCCGAUUUUAUAUUUAGAUGCAAUAUAGCACCGAUUGCGCCAUUCAGAAAGGACGCAGGUUCGAAAAGUAAUCUUACAACUAUGAAUCCCAGUAUUUUCUUCAAAAGGUUUGGAGAACUUAAAACAUCUCAAGAUAUGUACGACUUUCUAGGGAACAUCUCAGAAUACAACGGUCAUAUUUGGUUGCCUUGUUUUGCAGCAAGCCAUCUCACCAAUAUAUGUCUGAAAGCUUUCUUCAAUUUCAAUGUUAGCAGUCCCACCGCCAUCUUGGCCAACCCCGAUCAUUUUGUGCAGAUUAUGAAGUUCUGGUCAGAACGGAACCACACCAAGCUCUUAUCGUCAGGUUUCUACAUUACCCAUGUAGCCUUACAGAUGUGCAAGGAAGUGCACCUCUAUGGCUUCUGGCCUUUCCCUGUCAGCGUCAGCGAAAAUGAGCUUAAAGAACAACCUUGUCAUUACUUCAAUGGGGAGCCUUUCACCCGAUCUCACAAUAUGGAUGAUGAAUUCCGGCUGCUCUUUCAGAUGCACCAACACGGCGUCCUUAAGAUGCAUGUCGGCGAGUGCCCAAGUGCAUCCGGAAAGAUUCGGAAACCUUCGGAAGAUAGAACAAAAACGGAAGAUUUGUUACCUCACGAUAUCUCAAGAAGAUGAAAACGGUUGAAAAGCGCGUCAUGUCUAGAAGGACCAGCGCAUUUAUGACGGGUGUACAGAGGGAUUCUCGAGCAGAUAUCCUUCGGUUUGAAGUCACCCUGAUGUCCUCAUCUUUUGAUAUCCACCAGGUAACCCUCGACAUGUCACAGCAACAGAGGUCUAUGGAAAUUAAACAUGUACUAUCCAAUGUGUGACACAGUUUUUUGCUCUGCGGCGCGCAAUGGAUUAAAGAAGACUGUAAAUGUAUUCAAAAUACCUGUCAAGUGACAAAGAACAACCGGGAGGUCUUUUGUCGAAAAUUUGUGAAAUAGAACAGUAGUUUAGUCUUAAGUUUUGGAGCUGACGAAUAAUUGCAAAUAUGUAGUUUGUCCAUCAGGUCCAGGACGAAACGUCUGUUUUGAUUCGGCAAUUUUCGACAAAGACUUUUGGUUGUUCUCUCUCAUGAAGGGCAUUUAAACAUGCGUCUCUUAUGUUCUUGAAUCCGUCGUCGUGCAAAGAUUACCUACUGGCAGCUGUCAACGUGUUCAUGGUGACAUGAGCAUGCAGAAUGGACGGAAAGUGUUGUGUCGAGAACAUGUAAACAUGGUAUAUGUAUUUGAACGGUGAAUGCUUGCAAAAGUGGGAACUUGGACCACAAAAGUUUCAUAAGGUUCGACAAAUUUCACAAGAAAGUUCAUUAACAGUCAUGAUAGUCGUACAGUUUACAUUGUCGAAAAUAAAUUUUGAACAGUUCUUUGCGGGCGUUCAAAACUUCUUUAUUGACUUCUUUAUAUUUCCACAAACUGCUAGAAUUUGCAAAACAGGCGUCAUGAAUUUGUGAACGGUUGUGAGAUAAUGUCGCUUAAGGUUUUUGUUUUUAAAUAAUUUUUUUUAUUUGUUUUUAUUAAAGCGGAAGAGGAUUGACCAAAUUUGACAAACUCAAUUUAAAAAAAAACAUUUUGCCGCAGUCAUUCAAUGUUCAGAUCCAUAUAUAUUUAUCGAGCUCGAUAGCAAGAUCCUCGACAUCGUUUCUAUGGAACCUGCGUGCCCCAGUAUCUAAGCUUAUUAUAGAAUAAUUGUCGUUCAGCGACGUACUUGCGGCUAUACGAGGCUAUCAGGGACGCGGAAUUAUACGCCCGCGUCGCUAAUAGCGUCGUUGAGCGAAAACUAUUAAGCUGCAACACGUUUUUUUUUUCCUCUCUGAAGACGAUCCGCACAUAGACACACGAGCUGCAAGGUAGCUCCAUGAAAUGCAAAAGAAACAUUUAAUUAUUGCAACCGAAGUGUGCUGAAAUCAUAUGUUCAUUAUCUUUGUUUUAGAAAUGACAUGGACUUCUUCCUUAAGUAUGCAACUCAUCUAAUCUCACAAAACUUUGUGUAAAGUAUCAUGGUUGAUGGUGAAGGCUGAAUCGUGUAUACCACUAUUUGUCCUAAAAAGGCACGUAGACCUUCCUUCUUUUAAACAUAGAAUUUUACCAAAGAGAUGGUAUUUUAUUGUAAAAAAAGGGAAAAAAGUGAUCUUUCUGAGGAAACAGAUCAACCGAGGUAGGCAUUGUUGUCCAUUAAGAUUUCUAUUCCUUCAAAGGUACAAUGUUCUUCCCUUUCAGGUACAAAUCUUAUUUCUGAGGUCGGAAAAGAAAAUGAUCAUAUAAUCAUUUGGAUUUCUGACUGUCCUCUCUUAAUAUUUGGACUAUGGUUGGCCAGGCAUGACGAUACAUUGUUUCUGAUUUGGUCUAAUCCGUCGCCGAAGACGGGUGUUCGUAUGUUAUGUAGGUUUAAGCUGAUUCUUACUUUAAAUUAUUGGAUGGCGAAAUGAAUGGAUGAUUGAAAGGAUGGAUAGAUGAA